Messenger RNA from Python bivittatus (Burmese python), 3885 nucleotides. Lineage: Eukaryota; Metazoa; Chordata; Lepidosauria; Squamata; Pythonidae. The record is from RefSeq and is a predicted model, not a curated record.
GCUUCUGCAAAGGCUCACAGCUUCUUUCACAUUAGCAUACUAUUUUGUUUAAUAAUAAAUAAACAUUUAAUAAUAAAUUAUUUAUUGCAUCUGAUAAAAUCAUAUUUUUUAAUCUCUUCCCCUUUCCUACUCAGGUUUUCGCUGACACUAAUUGAUACUUUGGACACUCUUGUGGUAUUAAAUAAAACCAAAGAGUUUGAAGAUGCUGUUAAAAAAGUAAUUAGAGAUGUUAAUUUAGACAAUGACAUUGUGGUAUCAGUGUUUGAAACGAACAUCAGAGUACUUGGCGGUCUUUUAGGUGGGCACUCAGUAGCAAUCAUGCUGAAAGAGAAAGGUGAAGUCAUGCAGUGGUACAAUGGAGAACUUCUACACAUGGCAAAACAAUUAGGCUACAAACUUUUGCCAGCUUUUAACACCACAAGUGGUCUCCCAUAUCCAAGAAUUAAUUUAAAAUUUGGUCUAAGAAGUCCAGAAGCCCGGACAGGAACAGAGACUGACACUUGUACAGCUUGUGCUGGUACUUUGAUCUUAGAGUUUGCUGCUCUGAGUCGUUUCACAGGAGCAUCAAUAUUUGAGGAAUAUGCACGGAAGGCACUUGAUUUCCUUUGGGAGAAAAGGCAACGAAGCAGCAAUUUAGUGGGAGUUACUAUUAACAUUCAUACGGGUGACUGGGUCCGUAAAGAUAGCGGAGUUGGAGCAGGCAUAGAUUCAUAUUAUGAGUAUUUAUUAAAGGCCUAUGUCUUGCUUGGAGAUGACAGUUUUUUAGAAAGAUUUAACACCCAUUAUGAUGCCAUAAUGAGAUAUAUCAGCCAGCCACCUCUCUUGCUUGAUGUGCACAUACACAAGCCAAUGCUAAAUGCUCGGACUUGGAUGGACUCACUACUAGCAUUUUUUCCUGGUUUGCAAGUAUUGAAAGGUGAUAUUCGACCUGCUAUAGAAACUCAUGAAAUGCUAUACCAGGUGAUAAAAAAGCAUAAUUUUCUUCCUGAGGCAUUCACAACAGACUUCCGGGUUCAUUGGGCUCAGCAUCCUUUACGGCCAGAAUUUGCAGAAAGCACAUAUUUCUUGUAUAAAGCUACUGGAGAUCCCUAUUACCUAGAAGUAGGAAAAACGCUAAUUGAAAACUUAAAUAAAUACGCACGAGUACCUUGUGGCUUUGCUGCUAUGAAGGAUGUUCGCACUGGAAGCCAUGAGGACAGGAUGGAUUCUUUCUUCCUAGCUGAAAUGUUCAAAUAUUUAUACCUGCUUUUUGCUGAUAAAGAAGACCUAACUUUUGAUAUUGAAGACUAUAUUUUUACUACAGAGGCUCAUUUGCUACCUCUUUGGCUAUCUACUACAAACCAAACGGCCCUUGUAAAAAAUAUUACUACAGAAUACAUGGAGCUGGAUGAUAGUAAUUUUGAUUGGACUUGUCCUAACACCCAAAUCCUAUUUCCCAAUGACCCUAUGUAUGCUCAGAGUAUAAGGGAACCCCUGAAAAAUGUGGUGGACAAAAGCUGCCCUAGGAGUAUUUCCAGAAUGGAGGAGAGUUUAGGCAGUGGACCAAAGCCUCCCCUGAGAGCCAGGGAUUUCAUGGCCAGUAAUCCAGAACAUUUAGAGAUACUGAAAAAGAUGGGAGUCAGCUUGAUUCAUCUCAAAGAUGGAAGAGUACAAUUGGUGCAGCAUGCUAUUCAAGCAGCAAGUUCACUGGAUGCUGAAGAUGGCUUACGAUUCAUGCAAGAAAUGAUUGAGUUGUCCAGUCAACAACAAAAAGAGCAGCAGCUACCUCCUCGUGCAGUUCAAAUUGUUUCCCAUCCAUUCUUCGGCAGAGUAGUUUUGACAGCGGGACCUGCACAGUUUGGAAUGGACCUGUCUAAACACAAAUCUGGGACAAGAGGAUUUGUUGCAGUCAGUAAACCAUAUAAUGGAUGCUCUGAGAUUACCAAUCCUGAAGCACUGAAGGAAAAAAUUGCUCUGAUGCAAAGAGGGCAGUGCAUGUUUGCUGAAAAGGCACGGAACAUCCAAAAAGCUGGGGCCAUUGGCGGCAUUGUUAUUGAUGAUAAUGAAGGAAGUAGCAGUGAUACAGCUCCCCUCUUUCAAAUGGCGGGUGAUGGCAAGAAUACAGAUGACAUCACUAUCCCCAUGCUGUUUCUUUUCAACAAGGAAGGCAAUAUUAUUCUUGAUGCCAUUCAGUCAUAUGAAGUAGUAGAAGUGCUCCUUUCAGAUAAAGCAAAAGACAGAGAUUUGGAAAUGGAAAACGUGGAUCAGAUGUCAUCUGAAAAUGAUUCUCAUAACCAGAAAACGGAAGACAUUUCAGCAGAUUUGAACUUGGUCACUCAAGAUUCUGAAGGAGAAGGUGGUUUGAGCUCAUUUGCAGAGUCAGAGAGCAGUAGUUUUUCUCAAACAAACCAAGAUUCUUGUACCCCUGAAUUCCAGGAAACUAGCAGUAGCAGUCAAGCAUCAGAAGAGGAUAAUCAUCCUGAGGAACAAUCAAAGAUUGAGGCAGAUUCCAGUCCCAGUAAUAACUGGAGUAAUAAAGACCAAUCUAUGGAAUCAAUAAUAGCUGAUUGGAAUGAAGAUAUAGAAGCAUUUGAAAUGAUGGAAAAAGAUGAACUAUAACUUCAGAUAUUUUGCUUGUGAACUUUACAGAGGAUAUAAUGGCCCUAAUACCUGAAAUUCAAAAAGAAUUGUUCAGUAUUGUGACAAGCAGCCAGGUUUUUAUUGGCAAAAGCCAGCAUGUGUUAUAAUUUGAACUUUUUGUUUGUUUGUUUGUUUAUCCUGUUUUUAAAAACGGGAAUGUGCAAUCAACCCAUUUGCAGAGUUCCUUUGCAUGGUGCUGCAAUACAGGAGGUUCAUUCAGGGAAUGAUAUGGAUUCUUCCUGUGUUCCAGAUUGUCGUGGGUUAGCUUAGCGUAGUCUUAGGGAGACAAAGAAAUGACUGCAGUGGGAUUAAUGCACCGGUGAGCCUGAAUGGCUAGUCGUAGUGUUACAUCUUGGCCCAUGGAGGCCAUCAGUUGGCAGGUGUGGCAAUACUGUUUCAAGAGUCAACAUUGUGUUUCAAAGUCUUUUUGAAGACUUGGUGGAAAAGAGUUUGUUGUGCCUUUAUGAUGAAGGCAAAGCAAUGGGCAGCUGUGAUUGUUUUGUGCCACUUAAUGUAGUAAGUGUGCUGUUGUACCUCCUUAUCACUUCUUCCAUUUUAUCACUUUGAAGAAUGACCCAUUCACUUGGAUAUUAUUCUUUGUUCUUGGUUCAAGUCAAGGUAGUAUAUCAACCAAAGGCAAUGUGCUCUGUUAACAAAAGAAGAAGAAGAAGAAACCUGGAGAGUUCUUAAACUUGUAUAUGGAUAAUGGGACAAAACCUCUCUCUACACUCCCAUCAUUUUGGUUUCGAAUGUUGUGCAUAAAAUGGCAAGCUCAAAAUGAGCCCAAACUAGCAUCCUUCACAAUUUCUGGAAAAGGUACGGAAUCAUCUUGCAUCAGGAUCUAAUUUAUUUUGUAAUUACGUGGGCCUUACAUCAAAACCAUCUUAUUCCUGUGUAUAUCUUACAAUUUGUAUGUUUUCCUUCUGCGAAAAAUGGCCAGUAUCUUAACUAGAAAUAAUGCAUCCUUAGCAUAAUAUGAAGUCAAGCAGAAACGAGUAUCAUGUGUAGAUUAGGGAUAUGCAAAACGUUUUGAAUUUGAAACCUUUCGACUUCAACUUGGGUUGAUCUGUGCUUAUUGGAAGGCUGUCCUGACCAUUCUGGAAAUGUUCCCAAGUCAUAGCAGGUAUUUUGCGCUCAGAAUACACCCACUUUUUAUUUGGAACACUUCUGGAAAGUCCUGUUCAAACUCAGACCAGAGCAUUUUGAACGCAGAAUGUUUUGAACUCAGAACGUUUUGCAUGUCAUUAGUGUAGAUUCUUUUUAAAU